Dromiciops gliroides (monito del monte) is the source of this 4609-nucleotide messenger RNA. Its product is annotated as cohesin subunit SA-2-like. Lineage: Eukaryota; Metazoa; Chordata; Mammalia; Microbiotheria; Microbiotheriidae. Gene Ontology annotation, molecular function: chromatin binding. The coding region runs from base 358 to 4059 and encodes 1233 amino acids. Gene Ontology annotation, biological process: sister chromatid cohesion. The record is from RefSeq and is a predicted model, not a curated record. Gene Ontology annotation, cellular component: cohesin complex; nucleus; chromatin. The transcript is spliced from 36 exons.
CCAUGAUUGGCUGGGAGGGCAGUUGCUGGCGCGGCCGAGUCGGAGUGGAAGUGGGGGUGGGGUGUACUAGGAGAGUGCUGGGGGCUUGGGCCCCCGGGGCUUGGAGUGAAGACGGAACCUUCGGGGCGGCCUUCGGAGCGGGAGCGGGAGCGGGAGCGGGAGCUCUGGAGAGCUCGCGGGGCGCUAGCUCAGCCAGCUGCCGGGCCCCGCGGGUAGGGGCGAGCAUUUCUUCUCCACCUCCUCUGGUGAGCGAGUAGUAAGUAGUGGCUCCUCGGACCCAUUUGGCUCCCUCGGAGCAGGACUUCUUGGAGGACCCAGUUAAAUCGAUUUCCCAACUGCUGAUGGGAUACUUCGGAAAUGAUAGCUGAGCCCAGCCCAGCCCCAGACACCAGCCAAAAAGAAAAUGAUGGCCAAGAGGCAACUGCACCAGCAUCUGCUGUACAAAAUGGUGGCUGUGUGAAAAACCCUAGCAACUUGACACCAAAAGGGAGAAGGAAGGUCCGAGAGCAGUGUGAAAACGUCAGAAAGAAAAACAUUUCAAGAAGGAAGAGGGCAAGUCAGCCAGAGACCAAUGAUGAUGAAGUUGAAGAAGUGGUGGAAGCAGUCACUCUCUUUGAGGUGGUCAGCUUGGGCAAGAGAGCUAUGCAGUCAGUGGUAGAUGACUGGAUUGAAGCCUAUAAAGAAGACAGGGAUUUGGCACUUCUGGAUCUCAUCAAUUUCUUUAUUCAGUGUUCUGGCUGUCAAGGGAUGGUGACUGCUGAGAUGUACCAAAGUUUACAUACCUCUGACAUUUUGAAAAAAAUGAUUGAGAAGUUUGAUGAGGAAACAGGGUUGCAGUAUAAAAGAAUUAUGGCUCGCCCGUGGAUCUUAACAGUGACGUGGCCGAUGGAGUUGGAAGAUGAGGGUUACCCACUUGUUAAACCUGGACCGCACUGGAAAAAAUUUAAGGCUAAUUUCUGUGAAUUUACAGCGGUGUUGAUUCAACAGUGUCAGUACAGCAUUCUCUAUGAUGGUUAUCUGAUGAACACAAUCACUUCCCUUCUUUCAGGACUCACAGGCUCUGUAGUGAGAGCAUUCAGGCAUACCAGUACGUUAGCAGCAGUGAAGCUGGUGACAGCACUUGUGAGUGUAAUUCAGAAUCUUGAUGUCAGCAUCCAUAAUGCUCAGCAGCUUUAUGAAGUAGAGAAGAAUAGGACCCCUGAGGGCGAAACUGGUCCUAGAUUGGACGAGCUUGACAGAAAAAGGAAAGAGUGUCAGCAAAAACCUGUGGAAAUUGAAAAUAUGAUGAAUGCGCUUUUUAAGGGGACCUUUGUGCAGCGUUAUCGUGAUGUUAUUCCUGAAAUCAGAAUCGUUUGCAUUGAGGAGAUGGGAAGUUGGCUGAAAUUGUACCCAAAUAUGUUUUUAAAUGAUAGUUACUUGAAAUAUCUUGGUUGGAUGUUAUAUGAUAAGCAGGCAGAGGUGCGGCUAAAGUGCCUUCAGGGACUUCGAGGACUUUAUGAACACAAAGAGCUUAUUUUUAAGAUGGGCCUUUUUAAUACCAGAUUUAAGAGUCGAAUUGUUUCCAUGACUACAGACAAGGAACCUGAAGUAGCUGUUGAAGCCAUGAAACUUGUGAUGCUGAUGGUCCUCAUUAGGAAUGGUGUGUUCCUGCUUUUGGGUCAGCUGAUGGCAACACUUCAAAGGCAUUGUGAGAAUACAGUGUCAUCGGAGGAAUGUGAAGCUAUGUAUCAUUUUGUCUAUGCGACAUACAGACCCUUAGCUGUAGUAGCUGGGGAAUUGCUCUGCAAAAGACUUUUUUGUCUCCCACCAGGUGAAGAGGAGACUCCUCACUCCAAGAAGAAAAAUAAGUUUGUUUAUAGUGUUGGACGCCUGAAAAAGCUUAUUACUUUCUUCUUGAACCAUGGGUUUCAUAAACAUGUCACCUACUUGGUGGAUAGCUUGUGGGACUGGGAAGACGGUUUGCUGAGAGACUGGGAGUGUUUGACAAAUCUUUUAAGGGACAAGCCCAUGAGAAAGGAAGAAGCCUUUACAGAUGCCCAGGAAAAUGUUCUUGUGGAAAUAAUUGCAGCAGCAGUGCGCCAGACUGCAGAGGGUCAUCCUCCAGUAGGCCGAGGAGGCAGAAAAGUUCUCUCAGCAAAGGAGAAGAAAACUCAUAUGGAAGAAUGUAUCCGGAUGACUGAGCGUUUCAUUGUAGUGCUUCCUGAGCUCUUGGCUAAGUAUUCAUCAGAUAUAGAAAAAGUGACAAACUUCCUGCAAAUUCCACAGUAUUAUAAUUUGAAUGUGUAUGUUAUUGGACGCCUGGAGAAGUACUUGGAUGCGUUGCUAAAGGAGAUGAAAGAACUUGUGCACAGACACACUGAUCUUAAUAUCCUUGAGGCCUGCUCCAAGGUAUACAGCAUCCUCUGCAAUGACCAGCUGGCAAUCUACCCUAUUGUGUCUCAGGCCCUACACCAGCUGAUAGAUGAGAUGGUGAAGGACUUCUCCCAGCUACUAAAUGACUUUUUCCAAGAGGAAGAAGGCUUUGGUGUAAAUGAAGAACACAUUCUGCGAUUGUCCUGCAUCCUAAAAAAACUAACAGCUUUUCACAAUGCACAUGACCUCACCAGUUGGCACAUCGGUGACUGGACUUUGAAAAUCCUGAAUUUUGAGAAGGAAAAUGGGGGUUUGCCUGCUGAGACCCUAAUCCCUGCCCUUCAGUGCAGUUACUUUGCUCUCUUGUGGCAGCUGGAAUUAGCUACUGAGGCAUUAAUAGCUGAAACACCUCCCUCCCAGGAAUGGCUCUCUGGGUGUGGGAGGGAAGACAGACCUUGGGAGAUGAAGGAAGCUCUUUCGGAGUUGAAGGAACGGAUGACGUGUUUCCGCUUGAUAUGUGAAUCAUACCUCAACCACCAUAAUAAGGAUGUUAGUGAAAAGGCCUUUAUUCUACUAUGUGACUUGCUGAUUGUUUUAAGUCACCAAGGUGUGGACGAGGGGGAAGAUUUCACAGUGCUUAAGUUUCUUCCUGAUCAUGAUCUACAGUCAAGAAUGAUUGAAUUUGUCAAGGAUCAUGUUUUUGGGGAGAACAAUUUGCCUGAAGAGACGAAUAAAGAGGAAACUCAUAGUUUGGAUUCCAUAUACAGAAAGCGGAUUAUUCUGGCUGAAUAUUGUAAACUGAUUGCUUAUAAUGUGGUGGAAAUGAUGACAGCAGUUGAAAUCUAUAAGCACUAUAUGCAGACCUACCACGAGUUUGGUGAUAUUAUUAAAGAAACAAUCAACAGAACAAGACACAAUGAUAAGAUUGAGAGUGCCAGGACACUGAUUGUUUGUUUGCAGGAGUUAUAUCAGAACCACAUGGCAACCUAUUGCAACAACAACAGUCAUAAAAAGCACAUUGACUCCUCUGCUUCCUUUGCCAAUAUUAAAGAACUUGCUCGUCGAUUUUCUCUCACAUUUGGCUGGGAUCAGAUGAACUCCAGGGAAUCGAUAGCUAUGAUACACAAAGAAGGAAUUGAUUUUGCAUUUCAUGGAGAUAGUCAACAUAUAGACUAUUACCUCCCUCCCAAUCUAACCUUCUUGGCAAUCAUCAGUGAAUUCUCCAAUAAGCUACUCAAACCUGACAAGAAGCUGGUGUAUUACUACCUGCAGGAAUUUGUUACAGACCACAUGUUGUUGACUUGUAAAGGGGAAAAUUGGCAUCCAUUGUACUGUUAUCGCAGCUCUCUGAUAGGAACUGAUGAUGAUGCAGAAAGCACAAUAGCAAGUAGUUUUAGAGAAUGGCCUCCACCUGACAGAUCAAAAGUCUUUGCCUCGAAGAGAAAGUUUUCUGAUGGGAGCGUUAUGGAUAUUUCCCUUCCUGGGAGCUCACGACAACCAGUGGAUUCACAGUCAGAUUCACCGCUCUCCUAUUUCUCAUGGAAAAGUAAAACAGUAACAUCAGAAGAGAACACUUGGGGUAUGAGAAGCCCCGAAGUGCAAGACACAGCUAGGAUGGAAGACUCACCAGAAAGCCUGCCCGAAGAACAAACAGAGGACCUCAGUGAAGAUAUUGAUGUGCUUGAAACAGAUGAGGGAAACUUAUGAAAAAGCUGAAAAAGUGGUGAAGAUCAAAAACUCCUUUUGGGGAGGCAACAAAAACAUUUUGAUUUUUCAGAUUUUCAUGUGGACAAGUGGAAACAGCAACUUAAUGAAGUGGGACUGUCACUGGAUCCUGGACCAUUAUGCUCUUUGGGCUCCUGAAGUUUCAGGUCCAAAGAAAAGUAAAUUCCCUCAGAAUUUACUCCAGGGUAGUCUUUCUCCUACCUUGGCUUAUUUUAUGUACAGGCACACCAUGCCUAAAGUUUAUUUUUUCAGUGAAAACAUAGGUUGAAAUGACAUCUUGACAGAACAGUAGAACAGUGUUACUGUUUUUAUGGGUAUUUAUAACAAAUACAGAAGAUAUUGGUUAUAUUAAGAAUGUUAUUCAAAAAUCACAUUUAUCAAGCAGAGUCCCCUUUUUUAACAAUAAGUUAUCAGUUACUAUUAUUAAAUUUCAGUUCAAUAUGUGGAAUUCAGAAAUGACAACCAAAAGGAAAGAUUCUCUAUUCCCCUCUCCUCUUUUCAUUCUAAAUAAAUGAAUAAAUAAUAGAUCAAC